This is a messenger RNA of Amyelois transitella, 1206 nucleotides long. RefSeq lists its product as uncharacterized. Lineage: Eukaryota; Metazoa; Arthropoda; Insecta; Lepidoptera; Pyralidae. Gene Ontology annotation, molecular function: nucleic acid binding; metal ion binding; RNA endonuclease activity. Gene Ontology annotation, biological process: apoptotic DNA fragmentation. The transcript has a single exon. Gene Ontology annotation, cellular component: nucleus; mitochondrial inner membrane. The record is from RefSeq and is a predicted model, not a curated record. Bases 1 to 1206 code for a protein of 401 amino acids.
AUGUUUCAACGUUUUUUUGUUAUGCUUCUCUAUAUAUUCAAUGCCCAAGAAGUUCCACGAUGCCGACUUAAUUCCCGAAUUCAUUUUGGAGAACCGCUACCAGUCAUUAUCAGAGAUGGUAGACUUCUUGAACCCACAGAUAGAAACGGUAAUGUAGAUUUAGUGAAAGGUGAAACUUUAACACUCAGUUGUGAAGGAUCAGGACAUCUAACUCAUCCAAGUAUGAACCACGAAGAAGUAACAGCUACUAUUAUUUGCAAUGAAGGAGAAUAUUUUAUAAAUGAAGAGUGGUUGGCUGCUCCGGCAAGUUUCCGAAUGUUCAAGUGUUCCUACCCGCCUAUGUAUAGCAGUGUACAAACAUACCGCACCUGCUUUGAAAACAAUUCUAUCUACGAGGUAGGGUAUCAUAUUCAAGGGGAAUGGUACCCAGUAUAUGAAUCAUGCUUUGAUGCCAAUCGUCUAAAUGCAGUUUAUUCAAAAUAUACUCAGAAACCUUACAAUUCACAUUUCCAAACGAGAGUGGAACGACCGUUCUUUAUUGCAAAUGACGUUUACGGAUUUGUACCAGUUGGAUCGUUGUUUUCUCCUAAUGGCCAAAAAAAUGCCAUCGCUAGACUUGUAGGCCCAUUGGUAGACAAUUAUUUUACAAGCCAACAGUUUCUUUCAAGAGGACAUCUUGCUGCUAAAACUGACUUUGUCUUUGCUUUUGGUGAACGUGCCACGUUUCAUUAUGUAAACUGCGCUCCUCAAUGGUCUGGAUUCAAUGGCGAAAAUUGGAAUACGUUAGAGGUGGAUCUCAGAAAUCACAUCAACUAUGCUAAUUAUGAUACAGUUAUAUAUACCGGUACUUACGGUGUGUCUCAUUUGUUGAACAAGUAUAAACAAAGAGUGCAAUUAUAUCUUUACAACGAUAUGAAUAACAAUCCAGUCAUACCAGUCCCUGAGUACUAUUACAAGGUCGUAUAUGAGCCCAGCACUAAACGAGGAAUCGCUUUUGUGGGUAUCAAUAAUCCAUAUUACACAUUGAACGAGGCUAAGGAGAUGUUUUUCUGUGAAGACCUUUGUAGAGGAAGCAAAAAUUUCAGCUGGUUGGGAUGGCACCCGGAUAAUCCGAGCGAAGGGUUUACCUUUUGCUGCAGUGUACCAGAUUUUCGAGCAACAGUUCGACAUCUUCCUUUUUUUGAAAUUUCUGAGUUAUUGGUGUAA